Dichomitus squalens LYAD-421 SS1 is the source of this 1357-nucleotide messenger RNA. RefSeq lists its product as uncharacterized. NCBI's taxonomy places the organism in Eukaryota, Fungi, Basidiomycota, Agaricomycetes, Polyporales, Polyporaceae. The transcript has 2 exons. The record is from RefSeq and is a predicted model, not a curated record. The coding region runs from base 119 to 1357 and encodes 412 amino acids.
GCCUCGACCUCCCCGUCCUUGCCAACCAGCGUUCCAGUGAUACUGUCAAGUAUAGCCAACAGCAAAGUCGCAAGCCGCUCGGGUUCUCAGUAGAAGUUGCAGUAGGACCUUCUCGGGUAUGGCUACUUAUGAUCACGCUUUAGAGCAAGUGCACGAAGCAUACCGCCGCCUCACCCAUGAACAACUUGUCCUCUUCCUCAAAGUCCGGCAGCUGCCUACAACCGGCACAGAUGCCGAGCUGGCAUCGCGCCUUGCCCAGUUCGACGUGCACAACUACCACUUCCCCUCGAAGGAUGGUGCUGGCGACCCUGGUGGCUCCGGAGGACAUCAGGAGGCCCAGCGGCCUCGCGCUCGGCAGGUUCUCGCCCCUGAUCUCCCCGUUGAGGUUCUGGCCGAAAUCAUGGACCAUGUCGGCGACUGGGAGCUCGCUAAAGCCGUCGGUGUGCCUACCUCUCUCCCGCAACCUCCGCCAUGGACGCGCGCAAAUGCAUGCGACCAUGCGAUAGUGGCUGGCUUCAUUCCUCUCAUCCGGGCUUCUGACCCCAUCACAACCAGACCGACGCGCGUCGGCGCGCUGCUCGCUGUGCGCUUCAGUUACGUGAAUGUCCUGGAGUACUUCUUCUCCUACCACCGACAAAUCUUCCUUUCCAUGUACAAGGACGACCUCCUUCCCAUCACCGCGUCCCUCCAUGGGCGAACCGCAGUCCUCUCCUGGUGGAAACACGCACACGACCUACAUCCUGACGUCAUCCCCCUCCCAAGACCUCAGUCUGUGGCGGAAGCUAUAGAUGGCGCGUCGCGUAACGGACAAGUGGCGUCAUUAGACUGGUGGCUACACUCGGGAAUCCCGCUCGAGUAUACCGAAGCCGCACUUGAAAGCGCCUCCUCAAAAAAUCGCAUUGCGGUCCUCGACUGGUGGAAAGACAAAUCGACGGAUCCGGUUUGGAAGCUCCCACUCAAGAUUGGGCGCGUCAUGGACAUGGCGAGCACCGCGGGACAUGUGGAGGUGCUCGAGUGGUGGGCAAGUUCGCAACUCGAGCCGAAGUACGAUCGGCAGGCUCUCUAUCAUGCCUCUUGUCACGGAAAGGUCGAAGUUUUGCAAUGGUGGCUGGGGAGUGGACUGCAGAUGAUUUUUGACCAGGAGGCCUUGACCGGUGCGUCGCGACAUAACCGGCCGGAGGUGCUGGAAUGGUGGGACAAGAGCGGCCUCCCCAUUCAGUAUCGCAUGUGUGAUAUUGAAGAGGCGCUGGAGGACGCAAUUGGUGGAGGAGAGGCGGCGCGCGAAUGGUGGAGGAAAAAGGGGAUCGACUUCAAUACGAACGACAAGGAGUGGUCGAAGCUGCAGAAUCUGAACUGA